Molecule: messenger RNA, 6422 nt
Organism: Pelobates cultripes (western spadefoot toad)
Lineage: Eukaryota; Metazoa; Chordata; Amphibia; Anura; Pelobatidae
Source: the annotation of a GenBank genome assembly
GUUGGCUUCAUCAUAACCCCACUUGUCACCAAACACAAUGCCACACCACUCCAUUCGUAGCAGCUGUGGAUACAGAAAUUUUAGCUCAUCCUCAGCCUGUUUACCCAAGAAUGUGAGCAGAUACAGCGUCAGCUCUGUCUCUUCAAGAAGAGGGGGCAGUUGUGGUGCUCAACUGUUACCAAAUUUCAGCAGCAGAAGUGCCUACAAUGUCGGUGUUGGAGGAGCUCAAAGGAUGUCAUUUGGUAGUUGUCAAGCUGGAAUGAGUGGAUAUGGUUAUGGUGGUUCCAGUUCUGGCUGUGGUUUUGGGUCCGGUAUUGGGUCGGGUGCUGGAUUUAGCCUUGGUUUUGCUGGCUUUGGACCUGGUGGAGCAUUUGCUCAUGGAUCCAUUACACCAGUAACUGUAAACCAAAGCCUUCUAACACCGCUCAAAUUAGAUGUUGACCCAGACGUCCAGAGACUUAAAAAAGAAGAGAAAGAACAAAUCAAGACUCUAAAUAACAAAUUUGCAUCAUUUAUUGACAAGGUAAGAUAUAGUAGAUAUACUCACACUUGAGUUGAGGAUGAACACAUUUCUUACGUCCUCCUUAGAUUGAGUAAUUUAAGCAGUACUAUAUUUCAACUACUAGUAAAAGUAUUGUGUUUUAUAUAAUGUUUAAUUUCUCUUGAUAUUUAUAACAAAAACAUAGUAUUUUGUAUAAUAUAAAUUAAACAAUUAGCUUAUUUUAAGAAAAAAUAACAACAAAGUAGUAAUAAUUCAAACAAAGAUAUGUUAAUAUGGAUGCAUGUGUCAAUGUGAUUGUUGUUCUAGGUACGAUUUUUGGAGCAACAGAAUAAGAUUCUUGAGACGAAGUGGUGUUUUCUGCAAGAGCAAAAAACAGCCAAAUUUAAUUUUGAGCCGCUAUUUGAAGCAUAUUUGUGCAACCUCCGAAGACAGCUCGAUUUCUUAGGAUCUGAGAAAGCUCGACUAGAAGGAGAAAGGAAAACUAUGGAGGAUUUUGUAGAUGAAUUCAAGAGAAAGUAUGCAUAUUCUUUACCAUGACUUAAUAUUACUUAUUAAUUAAUCAUUAAUAAUUAUUUGUUAACAUUAGUGUGCACUAAACAUUGUGAAAAAAACAAAGAAUACAGAGUUCUUAAAUUAAUUCAACAGGUAUGAAGAGGAAAUCCAUAAGCGGACAGCUGCUGAAAAUGAAUUUGUAGCACUUAAAAAGGUAUUUAGGAAGAAUGAACAAGAAUAUGAACAAGAAAUUCUAAAAUCAAAUUGAAUGUUUUCUUGAUAUUAAUUUUUUUUUCUCUCCAAAUUGAUUUACAGGACGUUGAUGCUGCUUUUCUCAAGAAAACUGAAUUACAGUCAAAGGUGGACUGUUUGAGUGAUGAAAUUGCCUUCUUGCGGUCUCUAUAUGAAAUGGUAAAAAUAUAUACAUUUUUUCCCCUAUGUUUAAAUAUUUACUUGUAAAUAUGAAUAAAUACUAAAUAUUUUUUUUUUCUAGAGGAAAUAUAGUAACCUGUAGUCAUGGCAAAGUAGGGUACUAACUCAUCAUUUAAAUUGUGUAUGAGAAACCAUUUUAUUUGCCAAAAGAUGACAUACACUUUUUUGUUUACUUUUAUUAUGUACAAAACAUGCUAUUAAAUUAUAAAUGGUGUGGUGUGUCUAGCAUUUCUUACAAUAAGUAAAUUCAAAAGAUGAACAUAAAAUGUUCUAGGGCAUUUUCAGAACCAUAUCUUUGAUUAAAUUUUUCAGCCAAUCUGGUUAUUUGACUACCAACGUUUGCUUCUAGAACAAUCUAUGGUGUGUAGCCUUUGGAGCCUAGAGUAAAAUACAUUGACUUUUUUUCAGUUUUUGCCUAAUGAAAAAGCAUCGGGAAAUUUGUUAAAGUGCCCUGUUCUAAAACGUGGUGCAAAAAUGUAAACAUUGAGUAGCAGGCCAUAGAAUGUGCCUGCCGGAUGCACUGGUUUAUGUAGUAAUUGUCUUAGUUUUAGUACUUUAGAACUUGGUUUAGAACAUAGCACUUUUAGAAUCUCACAGACAGUCUUUAACCCCUUAAGGACCAAACUUCUGGAAUAAAAGGGGAUUAUGACAUGUCACACAUGUCAUGUGUCCUUAAGGGGUUAAAUAUGAUACUUAAAAAAUGAAAACGUUAAAAUUAUUAAAGGAGCACUAUAGUGCCAGGAAAACAUACUCGUUUUCCUGGCACUAUAGUGCCCUGAGGGUGCCCCCACCCUCAGGGACCCCCUUCCGCCGGGCUGGAUGGAGAGGAAGGGGUUAAAUUUACCUCUUUUUCCAGCGCUGAGACAGCCACUAGAGGCUGGAUUAACCCAAAUAUAAACAUAGCAGUUUCUCUGAAACUGCUAUGUUUAUAGAAUAAAGGGUUAACCCUAGCUGGACCAGGCACCCAGACCACUUCAUUAAGCGGAAGUGGUCUGGGUGCCUAUAGUGGUCCUUUAAACAGACACUUCUUUCAGGAUUUUGGAUCUAGUGGUAAAAAGUAAUAAAAGUGAUAUGGCUUGUGUUUUUGCAGGAAAUAUGCCAGCUGCAGUCUCAGAUCUCAGAUACUUCAGUGACUGUGACCAUGGAUAACAACCGAGAUCUGAAUCUGGAUGGAAUCAUUGCUGACGUUAAAGCUGAGUAUGAAGACAUUGCUAAGAAGAGCAGAGCUGAAGCUGAGUGCUGGUAUCAAUCAAAAGUAGGUCUUAUUACCUUCAAUUAGAACACAUUUCUCUCAAACAAUCAAUACACAGCUCAUGGAAAACUACAUUUAGUUAUAUCUUUCUCUUUUACAAAUGGUGGGUCACAAAUCAUAACAUGUAAGUGUUCAAGCAAGCACCCAUCAACUCUGCAGAUGCUUUUAAAAAAUGUCGAGCACGUAUACACAGUUUGUGUUUUCUUGUCGAAGAAGCCCUUCCCUCCAAUGAACACUGGCAAAGCAUCAUGGCAGUUUAAGUAAAAUACUAGCUUAGAAUCAACCAUUGGCCAUCACUGGCAUAAGAAAAACAAACAUAUUGGGCAUUUAUAUAAUUGAUUAAGUUGCAGAGGUGUUAGGGAGAGCAUUUCUGAAAAUUAUGGAGAUUGGUAGCAAGAAAAGGCCAUGCUUGUCCUUAGAUAAAUAAUAAAAAUCAUACAGCACUUGCUGGUCUUUAUAUUUUUGAGUAUAUGAAAUCUGCAAAAUAUGUUUAGUCAAACAAAUGUUUUUUAAACCUCCAUAGUAACUGUCUUGGUUGUAUCUCUACUGUGGAACAUAAAAACUUUCCUGCAUUAAUAUAUUCAAUUCCCUACAGUACGAGGAGUUAAAGGUAACUGCAGGCAAACAUGGAGAAGAUUUAAGAUGCACCAAAAAUGAAAUUGCUGAUAUGAACCGACUCAUUAAUAGAUUGAAGGGGGAGAUCGAAAAUGCCAGAGCACAGGUAAAGUCACAAUAUUUAAAGAGAUCAUUAGGAGAAGUGGAGAAAAAGUUAUGUCACAAAUUAUUUACAGUCUGGCAUGUGACAGUGUUAUAAUUUGACUUAUGACCACUGUUUAUUAUACUAAAAUUUAAUAUGUUUCUUGCACGUAAGUAAACUUUUGCCAUUACAGUUAUAUUGGAAUAAUAUCAAUUCACAUAUUGAUUGAAUAUAUUUAUAUCAUUUUCCCUUUAAUUAGUCAAGAAGGAAUUAUCAGAAAACAAAAACAGUAUUUUAAUUCUAUAAAUUAAUAAAAAAAUAAUAUAAUAUGGAUAGAAGAAAUGCACAACAAAUAUAUGAUUAAUUCUGAACACAUAAUAUUCUACAAACUUAAGAAUUAAAUAGAGAGUUACUUCUAUCCAGUUUAUAAAAUCCAUUUGUAAUCCUUUUAGAGCAAAAUGAGAUAUGGAAACAUCCUGGCACCGGACAUUUUAAUCUUUCCUUUUAGUAUCUUGAAACAUGAUUAAUCUAGCUUUGUUGCAGACUGGUAUUAGUGCCAUGAUUUCAGGGUAGUGCCAGUACAUAAACCAACAGUGAAUGAAAGCAUUCAUUACUGGAUCAGCAACACAACAAUGAAUGCGGAUACAAUUAAGAUGAAAUGAAAGUAUCUUAAAGCAAAACAUAUUUAAAGUAAUUCUAUAGUUUAUAUUUUUGAAAUAUUUAGAAUAUUUUAGAAUUAGCUUUUUUUUUUUAAAGAUUUUAUUAUGGUUAAAAUGAAAGCAUAAUGGAAAUGUAAUACCAUUUGGUUUACACACCGUCCACUCCUCUUGUUUAAAAUUAUUUUAGCGCAACAAACUUGAAGCUGCAAUUUCAGAAGCAGAGGAUCGUGGGGAAAUGGCUGUCAAAGAUGCAAAGAACAAACUUUCUGAAUUGGAGGAUGCCCUGCAGAAAGCCAAGCAGGACAUGGCUUGCCAACUGCGAGAAUACCAGGAGCUGAUGAAUGUGAAAUUGGCUCUGGAUAUCGAGAUCGCCACCUACAGGAAACUCCUGGAAGGAGAGGAGUGCAGGUUUGCACAAAGUAGAAUUUGCAAUGAAAAUAUAUUAUUAGAAUACAUUAACGUCAGUGGGGGGGGGGGAAAUCAUGAAUAUAUUAUGUUUUAAAUUACCUCUAUGCUUUGAUUUUUUAAAUAUACUAAAAAGAUGAAAAGUGUAUGUUAUAAUUAGUACAAUCUGAAGGUAUCAGAGGUCCAUUGGAGUUGUUGAAUUUGAUGGCUAUUGUAUUUAAAACUAGUACUGUGGGGUUUAUUUAUUAAACUCCAAACUGUGGCAAAUUAAAAUAUGAAAAUAUGUAGGCAACAAAAUGUAGGCAACAAUAACGUACUUUGAAAAAUUAAUCAACUCAACUCUUGGCUAUUUUUUGCUAAGUAUUGUCAUCCAGACUUCAGUUCGGCUAGAUAUACCACUGUAUGAUAAUAUCUUUCCCUGUUAUAGCCUAGAGAUGUUGGCUUAUUAUUGCAUCCAUUUUAUUCUAUCACUUACCAAUGAUAUGGAGAUUUUAUCUUUAUUAUGAGCCUUGUGUACUUGAGAAAAUUCAGUACUGCUGAAAAAAAUAACACACACCAACAAGUAAAUUAGUUAAAACGUGCUUGAUAAAUUUUUAAUAACAAAAUAAAGUCUGUCAUUUUAUUUUUAGGCUCACUGGAGAAGGAUCAGAUUCAGUUAAGAUCUGUAAGUAAGAUGAUAUUUAUAGGACUAAAAUAGUUCACACUAAUGUUGAAAAUGCAGUAUGUGUUUAAAUUCAUUGAAUAUUAAAUCUUUGACUUUAUUUUUUGUUAGCUGUUGUAACUUCAACUUGUGGAGGAACAUACAGUAGCGGUGGAUCCAUAGGAGGUGGUGGCUCAUACUGUACUGGAGGAUCAAUUGGAGGUGGCACCUACCUUGAUGGUGGGAUAUGCAGCAGCACAGGUGGAACCAAGUUAAGCAGUGGAAGUGGUUUCAGUACUUCAGCUGGUCACACAUCCAGAGGCAAUUAUAGUUGCUCUGGGCUCGAUACACCUCUGGAAGCAGCUCAUGUUCCUAAACGAAAAAUUCAUUUUCAAAAAUGAUGUAAAAGCUGACCGAAGAAUUAAUGGUUAACAACAGAUUUUGUUUUAUAUUGACAGCUUCAAUACAUAGUAGUGAUGAUCUUGUCUUUUUUAAUAAAUGCAUAUUGAGAUUCUAAAUUGAAAAUCCACAGUAGAGUACAAUUUUCAGACACACAGGGGUAGUCACUAUAGUGACAAUUUAAAGUGAAUUUCAAAUUUAAAAGCAAAGUAGCUGAGCUGGAAGGUGUUUUGACCUUAAAUUUGAAAUUGAAAUGUGAAAUUCACAAUGAAUUCUCACUUUAGUGAAAAACCCCUUAAUUUUGUGGAAUCAUCUCAAAGCUGUGUUUUUUUUAUUCUACCAGGAUUAAAAUCCCCAAUAUAAUUAAAACAAAUUGAGGAGUUUUGCACAUGUAAGAUGAUUAAACAUGUUUUAAAGUAUAUGCAUGUUUUUUUAUGAAUGUUUUAAAUGGUAGAUAAAUGUUUAAUGUAAACAUGUGUUUGAGAUAUAUAAUACAAGUGAUUGCGGAAGCUGUCAGUAUAUGAGCAGUAAUCUAGGCUAGCCAUAGUUAUUCAUAUGUUAAACUCUAUGUUUAAGGUUGAGUGGGUACUUUUAACUUUUCCUCAAAACUCUAUUUCCUGAUACUAGUAGAUAUAAUUAGCAGAAACAUACUAUCAAGCAUACUAAUGUAGAUAGAAAAUUGGUCCAUUAAACCAAAAGGUAUAUGCAUAACUUAUACAAGGAUUAUAUAUACUCAAUAUAUAACUAUAUAUACAUUGAUACUUUAAGGGUUUAACACUAAAUAGUGUCCCUUAUCCCUCAAAAUGCUAAACUACGUGCUUGCAAAAAUAUAUAGUGUCAUAUUCUUACAAAAUAUGUAUUACUGCUUUCUAAUUUCCAGGUUCUGUUGUUUUGUGUUCCUUCAGUUUGGUCAAUAAACUGCAAUGUAUGCAUUUGCUUCACAA